AUGGGUAUGGCAAAUCAAUCAAUUCUACUACAUCUACUACUAUUCACUGCUGUAUUAUUGUGCCCCAUCAAUGCUCAGCAAGUAUUUCUCCAACAACAGCUUGAUCAGCUUCCGGCACCCGACUUUGGUGCCAAUGAUGUAUUGCCGAAAAUGCUUCUUACCACUUUCAAAAAAACUGCUGAAAGUUUAAACAUCGACAGUGAGAUACCACCCGACACAUUGAUUGACCCGGAUGGACGUAUCGUUGCUUUUUCCAGACGGCUUGGACAAAAACAUGCAGAAGAAUUGCAAGAAGAAAGGAAACUUCUGCAAGAAAUAGCGAAAAAAGACGAUAAAGAAUUGACUUCAUGGAAAACUUGCCUGUGGACAGCGAUUGGUUGCGUUUGCAUCGUUGCAUGCGGCAUUGUUCCCGCAUUUCUUUUAUCAAAUGAUCUUACUAAUUUUCUACAAUCGAACUAUGGUCGCCGAAGCUUGCAUCUGCUGCUGAGCUUCGCUGUUGGAAGUUUGAUUGGUGACGUAUUCCUACACUUACUUCCAACUAUUUGGGCAGAUACCCAAGUGGAUAGAUUGACAGCAGGUGUAUGGACAACAGCAGGUGUUUUAUUUUGCUUCAUACUGGAGAAGCUUUGUUUAACAACUGAAUUUAGCCAACGUAGAAUGUGCGCCAUAUUAAAUCUUGUCGCCAAUUUUAUGGACAAUUUUACUCAUGGGCUAGCUGUUGGCGGUUCAUUUCUAAUGGAUACAAAACUUGGUUUGCUGACAACAUUCUCAAUAGUUAUCCAUGAGUUGCCCCACGAAAUUAGCGACUUUGCCAUCUUACUUCGUGCUGAUUUCAACAGAUGGUCUGCUGUACGAGCUCAGGUUGGUCAUUCUUUUGAGCGUUUUGAAGAUAUGUUGGAGAAAUGUGAAAUUCUUUGUAAAAAAGUAACGUGUGAUGAAGAGUUGUUAACCGCAUUUGGUGGUGCUCUGGGAGCAUGGGCAGCAUUGUUUUUGCAUGUCGAAUGCGCUACGAAUGGAGCAUCCCAGAACAUUCUGCCGUUUACAGCCGGUGGUUUUAUUAACAUUGCCCUUGUCCAAAUGCUACCAGAACUAAUGAAGGAAACCGAUUCAAGGCAAAAUAUUUUGCAGUGGAUAUGUUUUUUGGUUGGUAUUACACUGAUGGGUGCACUGAAUCAAUUUCAUCUCGACUAA
This is a messenger RNA of Acanthocheilonema viteae, 1191 nucleotides long. The record is from the annotation of a GenBank genome assembly. NCBI's taxonomy places the organism in Eukaryota, Metazoa, Nematoda, Chromadorea, Rhabditida, Onchocercidae.